Castor canadensis (American beaver) is the source of this 1395-nucleotide messenger RNA. It is a transcript of the gene Hapln4, whose product is annotated as hyaluronan and proteoglycan link protein 4. The record is from RefSeq and is a predicted model, not a curated record. Gene Ontology annotation, molecular function: hyaluronic acid binding. Gene Ontology annotation, biological process: skeletal system development; positive regulation of neuroblast proliferation; central nervous system development. NCBI's taxonomy places the organism in Eukaryota, Metazoa, Chordata, Mammalia, Rodentia, Castoridae. Gene Ontology annotation, cellular component: perineuronal net; synapse.
AUGCCAGGGCCUGAGACCUUCUUGGACCUUGCUCUUGUGGCUGUGGAGAGCCCGGAGGGGCCAGGACAGACGCGGACAUCUGUCUCUAAGUGGCAGACGCCGGGAUUGCGCCGCGCCCGCCGCGGGAGCUUCCCAGAGCCGCCGGUGCGGUGCGCGGUGCGCGGAGCCGCGGCCGGGGCGGGCAGGAUGGUGUGCGCUCGGGCGGCCCUGGGCCCGGGCACGCUCUGGGUCGCGGCGUGGGGACUCCUGCUGCUCACGGUCCCCGCGGGGGCGCAGCGGGGCCGGAAGAAGGUCGUGCAUGUGCUCGAGGGCGAGUCGGGCUCCGUGGUGGUGCAGACCGCGCCUGGGCAAGUGGUCAGCCACCGGGGUGGCACCAUCGUCCUGCCCUGCCGCUACCACUACGAGGCGGCCGCGCACGGCCACGACAGCGUCCGCCUCAAGUGGACCAAGGUGGUGGACCCGCUGGCCUUCGCUGACGUCUUCGUGGCAUUGGGUCCCCAGCAGCGGGCAUUCGGCAGCUACCGGGGACGGGCCGAGCUGCAGAACGAUGGGCCCGGGGACGCCUCCCUGGUCCUGCGCAAUGUCACCCUGCAGGACUAUGGGCGCUACGAGUGCGAGGUCACCAACGAGCUGGAAGAUGACGCGGGCAUGGUCAAGCUGGACCUAGAAGGCGUGGUCUUCCCCUACCACCCCCGUGGAGGCCGCUACAAGCUGAGCUUCGCGGAGGCGCAGCGCGCGUGCGCCGAGCAGGACGGGAUCCUGGCGUCUGCAGAGCAGCUGCACGCGGCCUGGCGCGACGGCCUGGACUGGUGCAACGCGGGCUGGCUGCGUGAUGGCUCCGUACAGUACCCGGUGAGCCAGCCCCGCGAGCCCUGCGGUGGCCUGGCCGGUGCCGGGAGCGCCGGGGCCGCGGGCGGCGCCAACGGGGGCGUGCGCAACUACGGAUACCGCCACAACGCAGACGAGCGCUACGACGCCUUCUGCUUCACCUCCAACCUGCCGGGCCGCGUGUUCUUCCUGAAGCCGCUGCGGCCCGUGCCCUUCGCGGGAGCGGCGCGCGCGUGCGCGGCGCGCGGCGCGGCGGUGGCCAAGGUGGGGCAGCUGUUCGCCGCGUGGAAGCUGCAGCUGCUGGACCGCUGCACGGCCGGCUGGCUGGCCGACGGGAGCGCGCGCUACCCCAUCGUGAACCCGCGCGCGCGCUGCGGGGGCCUCCGGCCCGGCGUGCGCAGCCUCGGCUUCCCCGACGCCUCCCGCCGCCUCUUCGGUGUCUACUGUUACCGCGCGCCCGGCGCGCCCGACCCCGCACCCGGCGGCUGGGGCUGGGGCUGGGCUGGCGGCGGCGGCUGGGCGGGGGGCGCGCGCGACCCUGCAGCCUGGACCCCGCUGCGCGUCUAG